AUGACGUCACCAGGGAACAUCGUGUACCUGGCGGCGCCUGACCGCCUGCCAGCGGCGGCUCAAAUCGACCUGACGCUGUCGGGUCCGCCGGCUGACGACGGAGCGUCGCCACCAUCGUCAUCAGGCGUCGGCGGGGCGGCGGGCGGCGACGUCAACACCACCGUCAGGGUGACGCUGACGUCGGACGACGAGGGCUGCCAGGGGGAGGCCCUGCCGGAGAAGGGCAUGUGCGCGGCCGAGAGCGACGCCGAGUACGGCACGUGCAGCCCCGACCUGGCCACGUGUCCUGACGGCGUGUGUGACCCGCUGGAGCAGCUGCACGGCGCACUCUGCCCGCAGGACUGCGCAGACCACCAUUCAGAGGGCUUGUGCCUGAAGAAGACAGCCGCCGGCCGGGGCGUGGCUCAGGGCUGCGGCGUCUGCUUCUGUCUGCACCCGCGCUCGUGCGUCUGCGUCACACUGGGCGUGCUGCUGCUCGUGACACUGCUCUUCCUCGGCGGCGUCGCCUUCGACAACUGGCGAGGUCGAGCCGUCAAGUCCCGGAAGGACCCGUUCGCCGUGGAUCACAUAGCGCUGUCACACAUAGCCGGGGGUGCGGACCUGGGGGCGAGGCGCCGAACGUCCCUGUCGGCCGCCCCACACUGCGCCCUGCCCUGCCAGCUGGCGGAGUCGGUGCCGGUCGAUUGCAAAUGGGAGUUCCCUCGGCAGCGGCUCGUCCUGGGAGAUCUGCUGGGAGAGGGCGAGUUCGGCAAGGUGCUCAAGGGCCGCGCGAUGGGAAUCGCCGGUGAUACAGGCUACAGUCCGGUGGCGGUGAAGAUGCUGAAGCCGUCCAGUACGCCGUCAGAGCUGCAGGACCUGCUGUCCGAGUACAACUUGUUGAAGGAGGUGAACCACCCUAACGUGAUCCGGCUGCUGGGGGCCUGCACCGGCGCGGAUGGGCCCGUCUGCAUCAUCAUGGAGUACGCCGAGCUGGGCUGCCUCAGGACGUACCUGUACAAAAGCCGGAAGUCGACACUGGCGUCCGGCUCCGGCGACAGCCAGAGCUCCAUCACGCCCAAAGAACUCAUCAGCUACGCGUGGCAAAUAGCCAAGGGAAUGGCCUAUCUUGGCGGCAUAAAGCUGGUGCACCGCGACCUGGCGGCACGCAACGUCCUGCUGGCGGCCGGCGGCGUCUGCAAGAUCUCCGACUUUGGCCUGACGCGGGACGUGUACGAAGGCAGCCUGUACCAGAAGACCAGCAAGGGCAGAGUGCCGGUCAAGUGGAUGGCGAUCGAGUCGCUCCAAGAUCAUGUCUACACAUCCAAGUCCGACGUCUGGAGCUUCGGCAUCCUGCUCUGGGAGUUAGUCACACUGGGAGCGAACCCGUACCCGGGCGUAGCCCCGGAGCGGCUGUGCCACCUGCUCAAGUCCGGGUACAGAAUGGAUCGGCCGGCCAACUGUACCCAGGAUAUGUACAGCAUCAUGCGCCAGUGCUGGCAGGAGCAGCCUUCCUCCCGGCCCACGUUCGCCGAGCUGACCAUGUGGUUUGACAAGAUGCUGCAGUCGGGCUCCGAGUAUCUGGACCUCAGCACGCCGCUGGUGCUCAACAGAGAGUACUUCGACCUGCUGGGAGACGGAGACGAGCCAAGGACCGACAUCCCUCUGGAGUAUGGCAACCUUCACCCGCUAAACACCGCCUACCUGCGGCCCAGCGACCAAUCAUCCGUCGACGCCGCGCAGUCGGUGGUGUACUCCUCACUACUGCACGGCUCCGAUCCGGAGGAAGCGGAGGACGUGGAGCUUCAGGAGGACCAGACGGGGGGCGUGUCAGAUGAACAAUGCAGACUACUCGUCCCGGUGUGA
This is a messenger RNA of Pollicipes pollicipes, 1842 nucleotides long. RefSeq names its product proto-oncogene tyrosine-protein kinase receptor Ret. The transcript is spliced from 14 exons. NCBI's taxonomy places the organism in Eukaryota, Metazoa, Arthropoda, Thecostraca, Pollicipedomorpha, Pollicipedidae. Bases 1 to 1842 code for a protein of 613 amino acids. The record is from RefSeq and is a predicted model, not a curated record. Gene Ontology annotation, cellular component: plasma membrane; signaling receptor complex. Gene Ontology annotation, molecular function: transmembrane receptor protein tyrosine kinase activity; ATP binding. Gene Ontology annotation, biological process: protein phosphorylation; cell surface receptor protein tyrosine kinase signaling pathway; multicellular organism development.